CUGUGAUAAUAAAAUUAGAAUUAUUUAUAAUAUAAUAUUUUAAAAUGACAAUUUCUUAUGCAUUUCGUUUAAUAAAUGCGCUUAAAAAUACAAAAAAAUCGAGUGUAUUUCAAAUUGAGUUACAGAAAUAUUCAUCACAUGUCAAAUAUGCAGAACACAAACCAUUGGAAAAGAUUCGAAAUAUUGGUAUAUCAGCUCACAUAGACUCUGGAAAGACAACACUCACUGAACGUAUUUUGUUCUAUACUGGACGAAUAGACCAAAUGCACGAGGUUAAAGGUAAAGACAAUGUUGGUGCUGUUAUGGACUCAAUGGAAUUGGAACGUCAAAGAGGAAUUACAAUACAGUCUGCUGCAACAUACACUAUUUGGAAGGAACAUAACAUUAACAUUAUUGAUACUCCAGGACAUGUAGAUUUCACAGUUGAAGUAGAAAGAGCAUUAAGAGUUUUAGAUGGGGCGAUAUUGGUGUUGUGUUCUGUAGGUGGUGUUCAGAGCCAAACUUUAACAGUCAACAGACAAAUGAAACGGUAUAAUGUACCAUGUCUUGCAUUUAUCAAUAAACUGGACAGAUUAGGAGCUAAUCCAGAAAGAGUACUCAAACAAAUGCGUUCAAAAUUAAAACAUAAUGCUGCAUUUAUACAUCUACCAAUUGGCUUAGAAAAAGAGUGUCAAGGAAUUUUGGACCUUGUUGAGGAGAAAGCUAUAUAUUUUGAUGGUGAAUAUGGCGAGCAGGUGCGGCUCGAUGAGAUUCCACAAGAUCGUAGAACUGAAGUUAAGGAAAGGAGACAUGAAUUGAUUGAACAUCUUUCAAAUGUAGAUGAAACAUUGGGAGAGUUAUUCCUAGAAGAGAAAACUCCGACAGUCAAUGAUCUCAAGCAAGCAUUACGGCGUUCCACAUUAAAACGAGCAUUCACUCCAGUGCUUUUGGGUACAGCUCUAAAGAAUAAGGGAAUUCAACCCUUACUGGAUGCUGUGCUCACAUAUCUACCGCAUCCAGGAGAAGUAGAAAACACUGCCUUGUUAAAUGAAAGCAAAGAUGGUGAAGGCCAAACCAUAGUGUUGGAUCCGACUAGGGAUAAUAAGAAACCAUUUGUUGGUUUGGCAUUCAAGUUGGAAGUGAGCAAAUUUGGUCAACUCACAUACUUGAGGUGUUAUCAAGGGAUGUUGAAGAGAGGUGACCAUAUAUUCAAUGCCAGGACUUACAAAAAGGUAAAAAUAUCACGCUUAGUCCGCAUGCACUCGAACAACAUGGAAGAGGUUAACGAGGUCCUGGCCGGUGAUAUAUUCGCGCUGUUCGGUGUGGACUGCGCUUCGGGAGACACAUUCGUGAACGAUGCCAAACUGCAGCUCGCAAUGGAGUCCAUACAUGUUCCUGACCCAGUCGUGUCCAUGUCCAUCAAACCGAAGCAAAAUAAAGACAGAGAUAACUUUUCUAAGGCUGUUGCUAGAUUCACAAAAGAAGAUCCCACUUUCCAAUUUCAUUACGACUCCGACAAUAAGGAAACUAUAGUGUCCGGUAUGGGCGAACUUCAUCUUGAGAUCUAUGCUCAAAGAAUGGAGAGAGAAUAUAACUGUCCGGUCGAACUUGGGAAACCCAAGGUUGCUUUCAGGGAGACGCUGAUUUCGCCUUGCGCUUUCGAUUAUUUACACAAGAAACAGUCGGGCGGGGCUGGCCAGUACGCACGAGUCAGCGGCAUCAUAGAACCUCUACCUCCUCACCAAAACACAGUACUCGAAUUCGUUGAUGAAACUGUGGGUACGAACAUUCCCAAGCAGUUUGUGCCGGGUGUUGAAAGAGGUUUCCUGGAUACAUGCGAAAAGGGAUACCUGUCUGGGCACAAGGUCUCCGGUGUGAAGUUCAGGCUUCAGGACGGAGCCCACCACAUUGUGGACUCCAGUGAGCUGGCAUUCUUCUUGGCAGCUAAGGGGGCCGUCAAGGAUGUUUUCGACGUGGGAGCGUGGCAGAUACUCGAACCGGUCAUGUUCGUUGAAGUAACGUUGCCGGACGAGUUCCACGGCACGGUGGUCGGGCAGCUGAACAAACGCGGCGGCAUCAUCACCGGGACCGAGGGGGCCGAGGGCUGGACCUCCAUCUACGCCGAGGUUCCUCUCAACAACAUGUUCGGAUACGCCGGAGAACUGAGGUCAAUGACUCAAGGUAAAGGAGAGUUCAGUAUGGAGUACAGCCGGUACUCGCCUUGUCUACCGGACGUGCAGGAGCAACUGAUCAGGAAGCACCAAGAGGAAAUGGGGCUGCUACCAGACCAGAAGAAAAAGAAAAAUUAACGCCCGUAGAAAAAUGAUUUUGUAAAUUAUUAUUAUUAUAUUAAGAUUUAUUUAUAACAAGAACUACCUA
Molecule: messenger RNA, 2358 nt
Organism: Bombyx mandarina (wild silkworm)
Lineage: Eukaryota; Metazoa; Arthropoda; Insecta; Lepidoptera; Bombycidae
Gene: mEFG1
Product: mitochondrial translation elongation factor G 1
Biological process (GO): mitochondrial translational elongation
Cellular component (GO): mitochondrion
Molecular function (GO): translation elongation factor activity; GTP binding; GTPase activity
Source: RefSeq, a predicted model, not a curated record